AUGAGGGCAGCUGCAGGCUGCUUGGAAUAUGACAUGCUGCUCCUCUGGGGGCACUGGUGGGACAGUCGGCAUGCCGAAGGUGCUACUCCGAUAUUGCAUGUGAAACGUGAGCUACCGACCUCGGCUGCAGCUGUGAAAGGUCAGGCCGUGCCUGUGCAGCCGAAGGUUGCACCGAGUCUGGCGGUCGAUGGCCGCCCUCCAGCCUCAGGGCAAGCUGGUUUCAUUGUCCCAAAGGUCCCACCGCCUAAGGCAAAGGAGAUCCUGCAGACACCCAUGAAGACCAAACCUCAGAAAGAGGAGAGCCCCAGCAAGGAUGUUUCCAUGAGCCCGAACCCAGCCGGGGAUGUGCCCAUGACCACAGCACCCAAAGCGCCGAGCCCAUCAGAGAAUGUGCCCAUGACAACAGCACCCAAAGCGCCGAGCCCAUCAAAGGAUGUGCCCAUGACACCAGGACCCAAAGCACCGAGCCCAUCGAAGGAUGUGCCCAUGACACCAGGACCCAAAGCGACGAGCCCACCGAAGGAGGUGCCCACGACCACAGCUCAGACCCCAGCUCCUGUUUCGGGUGGCAAUCAGCUGGCGAUGGCGAGGACCCCGGGUGCCACACCCAUCAAAAGCCCGGAGUACAAGAAAGCCAGGAGGUGCCGACUGAGGAGUCUCUUCGUGCUGGAGAAGCAGCAGGAUCCCAACAUAUUAAACAAAAGACGAGUUGUGUUCGAAGGCUACUACGGCAUGAGAAAGCAGGACGUGCUUUGGUGUGAGCUUGCUCAGAUCGAAGAGGCAAUGCCAAUGGUAAAAUGGAUGGCAAGUGCGCUUCCAGUCAACUCCUCUGGUGUUGUUGCGAUCGAGGACUGCCGUGCUGAGCUGCUUGUGGACAUGUCAGGGUUGCCAAGCAGGUUGGAGUGCAUCAAUGCAGCUUGGUUGAAGUCUGCAGAAUGGGCACAGCUACAGCAGAAGAGUGUGACCAUGCUUGCAACAAUCCACAGCCAAGCCGAAAACAUGUUGCUGAAGCUUAACUCCGCCUUCCAAAAGGGUGAAAGCUCCCAAGAGCAGCUUCUGCGGCGCACUGCAGCCACGGAGCAGUGGAGGAGAAGCAAGACGAGCGAGGUCCAGCAGAGCCUGGACAAGGCAGAGGUUGCUGCGCUGGUGGCCAUAGACCACAGCUUCGAGCACAUCAUGCACAUGUGGGAGAUGUUCUGUGACAAGGCUGAGCAGGGGCUUGUCGAAGAUAUGCCGGGUUCAGAGGACAUAGCAGACCAGCUCAUCAUGGAUGAGUUGGAGCAGGCUAUGGGCAGCCUGGGGUUUGAAGAGGCUUGGCCUGGGUCAGGGUUCCUGCUUAGUUGCAUUAAAUUUUUUACACUGCGACUACAUAGUCCUCACUUAUAUUAG
Messenger RNA from Symbiodinium sp. CCMP2456, 1389 nucleotides. NCBI's taxonomy places the organism in Eukaryota, Dinophyceae, Suessiales, Symbiodiniaceae. The record is from the annotation of a GenBank genome assembly.